Histoplasma mississippiense is the source of this 1077-nucleotide messenger RNA. RefSeq lists its product as hypothetical. Bases 1 to 1077 code for a protein of 358 amino acids. The record is from RefSeq and is a predicted model, not a curated record. NCBI's taxonomy places the organism in Eukaryota, Fungi, Ascomycota, Eurotiomycetes, Onygenales, Ajellomycetaceae. The transcript has a single exon. Gene Ontology annotation, molecular function: oxidoreductase activity, acting on the CH-OH group of donors, NAD or NADP as acceptor; NAD binding.
AUGCAACCAAAUGGCCCACUCAACCUCGCCAUCCUCGAUGACUACCAGUGCAUCGCUCCCGCAAAAUUCUCCCACCUGAAACCCCAUCUCACAACCAUAACCUCAUUCGCAGAGACGCUGCAUCUAACGCGCAAUGAAGCCGACAAAGCAGCUCUCAUCAGCCGGCUACAGCCAUAUCAGAUAAUCUCCACAAUGCGCGAACGUACGCCGUUCCCCGCAGAGCUCAUCUCCUCCCUGCCCAAUCUCAAAUACCUUCUCACAACCGGCCACCGCAACCGCUCCAUAGACCUGCGGGCAUGCGCGGAGCGCGGGAUUCUGGUGACGGGAACCACGGGUGUCGGAGCCGGUUCGCACAAUGAGUGUGUCCCCAUGCCAUACGCCCACUCAACGACGGAACAUACCUGGGCGCUGAUCCUGGGGCUGGCGCGGAACAUCGCGCGGGAUGAUGCGGCAGUGAAGAACGGUCGGUGGCAGGGCAGCUUUGCGACGGGGUUGGCGGGGAAGACGCUCGGGGUCCUGGGGCUCGGGGCGCUGGGAGCGGCAACUGCCAAGAGCGGGGCCUUGGCAUUCGGGAUGCGGGUCGUUGCGUGGUCGAGCAACCUGACGCAGGACGCAGCGGAUGAGAAGGCGGCUGGGUUGGGGUUGCCGGCAGGCACCUUUGAGGUUGCUCCGAACAAGCUGGCGUUGUUUCGGGAGGCGGAUGUGCUGAGUGUGCAUUAUGUUCUGUCCGAAAGGAGUGUAGGGAUCGUUGGGGCGGAGGAGUUGGGUGUUAUGAAGCCUACGGCUCUGCUCGUGAAUACGUCGCGGGGUCCGUUGAUUGAUGAGAAAUCGUUGCUGAAGACGUUGGAGGAGGGAAAGAUAAGGGGUGCUGCGUUGGACGUUUUCGAUCUGGAACCUUUGCCUCCUGAUAGUCCGUGGAGAACAACGAGAUGGGGGGUGGAGGGGCGUAGUGAGGUUUUACUUUCACCGCAUAUGGGCUAUGUGGAGGAAGGGGUUAUGCAUCGAUGGUAUGAGGAACAGGCGGAGAAUUUAGAGAAGUGGCUAUGUGGGAAAGAAGUGGAGACCAGAUUAUCGUGA